UACUUCCGGAAUGGGAUUUCCGGUUGUUUUCUGAGGCUGGCGGUCGUGCGGAGCACUUCCGGGCGGUUCAGGCCUUUAAGGCCUCCCCGGGCACCUCGCUGUGAGCUGGGGAUCUCAGUGUGCUCCGGGGAGCCUUGAGGGGCGCCUGUAGAUCCUCACUGCGUUCUGUUGUGCCUUGAAGACGUUCUGCUCUGCCGUAGAGGCCUUCGAGGCCCAUCCCAGUGCAUUGUCCCACCGCAGAGUGCCCUCAUGUGCUCCAGGGAGCCUGAAGGCCUCCCAGUGCGCCCCAGCUGAAUCCAGUAACCACCCAGUGCGCUCUACGGGACGCCAGAGUCCACACAAAGGUGCCUGAUGUGCUCUUGGGGGCUCUAGAGGCCUCGCGCUGUGCCCCAGUGGCUGCCCAGGACGCCCUGUUUGACUCUAAGGCACGCUGAAGUGCUCCUCGCUGUGCCCUAAAGCCCUUGGAGUGUGCCCCAUAGGCCUCUAAGAGCCCCCCCAAGUGCAUUCUGGUGACCCCUGAGCACUCCAGAGGCGUCCAUUUGCUCCCCAGGGUGACUGAGAGCAGCCUCGCAGUGAUAUCUUCCAGUUCCCGUGGGGUGCAUCCUACAAUCCUACAGACGUCUCCAUGCUGAAUUUGAUCAAAUAUUCCCUAGCCAACUUUCUUUCCCCUAAUGCUCUUAGAGAGGAACUUCUUGUUGACUUUGCUGUAUAGGGACAGAUGCAAUUCUGCUGGAGUUUUGCUUUCUCAGCUCCAUCCCUGGAGGCUUGGGUGAUGUCUGUGUCUUCCUGGUGUCAUCCCGGCGUCGUUUGUGCCCAUCUGGGUGAAAAGUGGGGCGAAAUGCUCCGAAGAGGGCAAAACAGGGGGAAAAGGUGUCGAAGGACAAUGCAGGGAGAGGACGCUGACCCCAAGGAACAGGAAAACACGACCCCUGCUGUAGUUCUGAGUGUCCAGAAAUGAAAGCGGUGGCUCUGCAGACACAGCCUCUCUCCGUCACCCCCUUUCAAUGGGGCAAGGUACUGGUGUGAGCAGCCGGGACAUUUGCAACUCCACAGCUGAAGGUACUCUCGAGGCUCCAGUCCUGUUCCUUAACACUUCCAGAGCUCAGGAAGGGGAAAUUGUCCUGGCUCAAUGUGUCCUUCAGAACCUGGUUCCUGCUAUCCGAAUUGUCUUAUGCAAGGACAGGGUUGAGGAGUACGUCAUGAAAGCCCAAGAGGGCAAGAUUAUCUACUCCAUGCCUCUGAAUAUCUCUGCAAGGAGCACCGGCUCAUAUGCGUGUGGGUACCAGCACAGGAACGCAAGCAGUGUGCUGUUGAACUCUGUCCUCAGUGCUCCCCAAUACCUGCGGGUCACAGGCCAUGUGUCCUACUCCACAACAGUGACAGCACCCACAGAGCCCCACACCCAGCAGGACUACACAGUCAUUGCAGUGGCAUCAGUGGCUGCCACCCUCCUCCUUUCUGCUGCAACCUGCUGGAUCAUCAAGAAAGGUGCCUGCAGAGAGAGAUGCGGAAGGCAGCAGAAUGUUCCCAGCCAGCGUAUGGAAGCCACUGACUAUGGAGAAAUCCAGUACUCCACCAUCGCCCACUUCCGAAGGGACAAGAAGAAUAGCAAAUUGUGAGAAAUAAUUUUUGAAUCACAAAUCACGCUCUCCUCUCUGACUUCUGCAAACACCUCCCCUUGAUGUGCAGAACCGCAGCCCCUUGCUGCUGCUCCCAAAAUUGUGUGGUUCCUCCUGAGAAGAUCCAGAAACAGAUCCAUCUGAAGAGCUGGUACAACAUUUUUGAGUGUCUUAAAGGGUGUGGAGGGUGGGAAUCUCGCCAACAAUUAUGGAGUCCCUCUAGCAAGCAAGUGCUUCCCCAGAUCUGCUCUUAUUUUUGCUAUUUGUAUCCUGCCUGCCUCUCCAGUGUACAUGGCUCCUUCCUGUGCUCCUGGAGCCUCCUCGUGCAGGGCUUGCAGGCUGCAGCUGCAAUAUCAGGGCUUUCCUUUCCACUCCAGCCUCCUGUGAUACAGAUGAGCAACAGCAGAGCCUGAGUCUGGGUCAUGGCCGCUGUGUUUCCUUGCAGAGGGCUCCUAGAGCGUAACAUGGGAAUCUUUGAUUUAUGGGGGUUUGCUCUCAUGUUAGGUCUAGCCAAUAAGAUAUAUGACUUGGUUACAUGUGUACCACCUAGAAUAUCAAUAAAAUAUAAGAGAGAUACCAAAUAGGAGCAUAGUGAUAUGUCAUAAAUAUACAUGAACUGAAGGAUAGAGCCACACGUGCACUUCUGUCCAGCCACACAUCUGUAUCCACGAGAACAGAUCUGCAUGCAGUUUGGUGCAACGUCAGGCUUACCAAGGUCUUGAAUCUGAGACAUCAUCAAAUGAUGAGCUAUGGUUUAUUCAUUACUGCUGUGGCUGUAGGUGGAAGAUGCUCUGAAGAUGUCCAGGUUGGCUGGGUUUUGGUACCCACCGUGAGCCACAAGCACAAGGAUUCUGUCACAGCUCCUGCGGACAGAUGGGCACUGUCUGGGUGCAUUCAGACAGAAGUACACCAUUCUGUUUGCAUUGGGAUUUCAUGGUUUUAUUGAUAAGCGUCACCACCUCUGCUGUGCUUUCCCCAUUGUUCUUGCAGAGAAAGGGCUGAAUCACCUCUCACUUUCUGAUAUUCUGUCUUACGUAUAAACUUCAGAGCUCUUCAUUCCAGAGGCCUUCAAAACACAAACAAGGAAUUACAGUAAUCUCACAGCAUGGCCGUGCAGCGUUCCCCUUGGGAUGAUGGCAGGAGGGGAACUGCAGACAGAGCAUUGCUACCAGAACAUUUGGGCUUGCAUUUCCCCUUCAGAGCCAUGCCUUCUGCAGCCAAAAAAUGCAUGCUCAACCUGCAGGCCUCUGCACAAGCGCACAACUCACCUUCACUCUCCUCAUUUCAUCCAUGCUGACAUCUGUAGGGAGAUCCUGAAUUCAUGCCCAGCCAUCAGCAGGGGAGAGACCUUCCCCAGCCACCAGCAUAACCAUGGGCUUCCUAUGCCAAAAUCAUCACCCUUACAGCUUCCUAAAAUGGCUCCUAAGGUCCAAAUUGCAGCCCCAAGAUAACGCCCUGUGCUGUAGGGUGAAGGGUUUUGCUUCUGCACGAUUUUGGGUGGAGGCCGCUCUGUUGGUGAGAAUUGUCCCAGUCCUCACCCAAGAAAGUGCUCUAAACUGUCACAUUUCCCCUGAAAUAUUGUCCACUCGAAGCUGAGUUUGAAAGUGAAACUGUCAUUAAUCCACUACAGUGUCAGCAAAAGUGGGGGAGAUUUCAUAGCAGGGUGAAGACAACCAGAUCAUAUUUGACAGGGAGAUUUAGAGAGAUGAUACCUUGAUGAGACUGGGACUAUAUCCUAAAAAAUUAACUUUAUUAGCAUUGAAUUUCAUAUGUCAAUGUGCAUCUGGAGAUAAUAUUGACUGAAAACACUGCAUAUGUGAUCAUCUCUGCAUUGUAUUCAGUGCGUGGAAGGGAAGGGUGCAUAGGGCCUGGCACUUACAGUAAGAAGCGUGGUCAUCAGAAGAUUCCUCAGCACUACCAGCACCAUGGAGAGAGUCAGAGCGAGCAGAGAGAAAAGGCACUGAGGUUCCACAAUGCAUUCAGGGGCAACGAAUGAAUUUCUCCGUGAUGCUUUGCUUGCAUGGAGCUGGGCUUGAAGCAGAAUUUAAAAGAGCAGCAGCUGCACAUCUCCUGUCUAAGAGAUGAAAAAACAUUGAUGUGUGUGAGUAGAGAGGGCUGAUGGGCUGCAAAGAGCAUCACCUCUUUGCACUGCUUGACCGCAGUUGCUUUGCUCUGGGCUGGAUGAUAAAGACAGGCCGAGUGUUUCCACUCAGCUUGGGAAGGGGCUUACAUGUAUUUCAGAGUCAGUAGUAUAGAUUUUUUUAACCAUCUUCCCACUUCUUUGCCUUUGUAUUCUUUGGCUUUUGCACUUAUGUCUUACAUAGUGGAAACAUUCCAUCUUUCCGAGGUCCAUCCAGGUAAUACAGACACUUAAAUGAUUAAAUACCUCUUGCCACGGAGGUGCUUAUUUCUCCCCAUAACAUGCCAGAGGGCUUGAGUCUGAUAAGCUCUGAAGCACACACCUGUGAAUAUUUAAGACAUCUCUGCCCCGUGUGAAUGAAUUUCAGCAUUAUAUUGAGGAAUUUG
Molecule: messenger RNA, 4145 nt
Organism: Numida meleagris (helmeted guineafowl)
Lineage: Eukaryota; Metazoa; Chordata; Aves; Galliformes; Numididae
Exons: 9
Coding region: 1005-1619 (204 amino acids)
Source: RefSeq, a predicted model, not a curated record